UUCCGGUAACAUGGCGGUUCAAUAAUUCUUUGCGAUAACUGAUGAAUCUAAAAAAGUAAUAUUUUCUCAAAACUUCGCACAAGACACUUGAAAAAAAUACUCUAUCUGAAAAUUAAAGUAUUAACCAAAUUAAAAAAAUGCAAAUGACUGCCAUUUCAAGUAUUAAUGAUAACGGAUUGCAAUUGAUGCACCACUUGCCAUCUUCUGUCUCGAACCACACAAUGGCUUCUCAACAGCGCAUCAUUCUCAAACAAAAUGAUGAGAAAAUCGUUGACGUUUGGAAGAAUGAUUUAGAAGAAGCUUUUAAAAAAAUUCGAAAGUUGGUGACGCAAUACAACUAUGUAGCCAUGGAUACAGAAUUUCCCGGUGUCUGUUGCCGUCCAAUGGGAGAGUUUAAGAGCACGAAUGACUUCCAAUACCAAUGUAUGAAAUGUAACGUGGAUGUUUUGAAAGUUAUACAAGUACAGUGGUUUCCAAAUAGAAUUAAGAUAUAAAAUAAAUUCAUUUUACAGAUUGGCCUAACAUUUAUGGAUAAAAAUGGUCGAACUCCCUCUCCCACUUGCACUUUCCAGUUCAACUUUCAUUUUAACUUGAACGAGGACAUGUAUGCUUCGGAUUCGAUUGAUCUGCUUCAGAACUCUGGUAUUUUAUUUGCCAAACAUAGUACGGAAGGAAUUGAUCCUUGCGAUUUUGCGGAAAUACUUUUGGGAUCCGGUUUAAUACUAAUGGAUAACGUUUAUUGGUUAAGUUUUCAUAGCUCUUAUGAUUUUUCGUAUCUUCUUCAUUUACUCAUUGUAAGAAAUUUACCAGAUAGUGAGAUGCGAUUUCACGAAUACUUGAAUACAUACUUCCCCAAAAUUUAUGAUGUAAAAUAUUUGAUGAAAAGCUGCAAACAGCUGAAAGGAGGAUUGCAAGAAAUUGCCGAUCAACUGGAAAUUAUUAGAAUAGGUCAACAACACCAGGCUGGGUCUGAUAGUCUUGUAACUGGUCAGGUCUUCUUCAAAAUGCGUGAACUUUUCUUUGAGAAUUUAAUUGACGAAGAAAAAUAUCUAAAUCAUUUGUAUGGCUUGGGAGGUUGUUACCAAAACGGUAAACUUGUCAGUUCCGAUUCAAAUGGUGCUUUUGAUAGAAAUACUGCAACAUGUACCAGUUCUCCUGGGACGAACCCGUCCAACUAAAUAGGAAAUUAUUAAAUUUUCUCUCUGCAAUAUAUCGAGAGCCUUAACUCGCAUGUGCAUCUCGUUAUUGGUCGAAGUAUUUAAAAAAGCUACUAUCUGCCAUUAAAAUUGAAUAAAUAAAGCAUGUAAAUUUAAAAUUACAUAUGCAUUUGUCAUAUUAAUAAGUACACAUUUUUAUAUAUCACAUAUAC
This is a messenger RNA of Dimorphilus gyrociliatus, 1369 nucleotides long. Lineage: Eukaryota; Metazoa; Annelida; Polychaeta; Dinophilidae. The record is from the annotation of a GenBank genome assembly.